This is a messenger RNA of Coregonus clupeaformis (lake whitefish), 1349 nucleotides long. Its product is annotated as prolactin-releasing peptide receptor-like. The coding region runs from base 9 to 1112 and encodes 367 amino acids. The record is from RefSeq and is a predicted model, not a curated record. Gene Ontology annotation, cellular component: plasma membrane; neuron projection. Gene Ontology annotation, biological process: G protein-coupled receptor signaling pathway. The transcript has 2 exons. Gene Ontology annotation, molecular function: neuropeptide Y receptor activity; neuropeptide binding. Lineage: Eukaryota; Metazoa; Chordata; Actinopteri; Salmoniformes; Salmonidae.
CUGCUAAGAUGGAGGGCAGUGGCAGUGGGUGGGCUGUAGAUCUGGCCUCCCCUGGGCCGUGUGUGGCUGGCAUGGAGGGGAACACCAGCGGUCAGGUGUUUGAGGUGGCGCUGCAGAACGGCUCCUCGUCCAAACGCAGCCCUCAGUUUGUGGGGGUGGAGCUGCCGCAAUCCUUCAAGCUACUCAUCAUCCCCUGCUACGCCCUGGUGGUGCUGAUCGGGGUGUUCGGCAACUACCUGCUGCUCUACGUCAUCUGCCACACCCGCAAGAUGCACAAUGUCACCAACUUCUUCAUAGGAAACCUGGCCUUCUCCGACAUGCUGAUGUGUGCCACAUGCAUCCCCUUCACUUUGGCCUAUGCCUUCAACCCCCGUGGCUGGGUGUUUGGGAGGUUCAUGUGCUACCUGGUUUACCUCAUCCAGCCAGUGACUGUCUACGUGUCUGUUUUUACUCUCACUGCUAUUGGUGUUGACAGGUAUUAUGCCACAGUGCACCCUCUGAAGAAGCGGAUCUCAGUACUGGCGUGUACCUACCUCCUAUCUGGGAUCUGGCUGCUCUCCUGUGGGCUUGUGGCCCCGGCUGUAGCCCACACUUAUCAUGUGGAGUUCAAGAAUGAGGGCUUCACCAUCUGUGAGGAGUUCUGGAUGGGCAAAGAGAAAGAGAGGUUGGCCUACGCCUACAGCACACUCUUCAUGACCUACGUCCUUCCUCUGUCUGCCCUCUGCAUCUCUUACCUCUGCAUCUCUGUCAAGCUGCGUAACUGUGUGGUGCCUGGCCACCGCACCAAGAGCCAGGCCGAGGCCCAGCAAACCCGCAAGCGCAAGACCUUCCGUCUGGUCACCCUGGUAGUGGCGGCCUUCGGCGUGUGUUGGAUGCCCAUCAGUGUGUUCAACGUGCUGCGGGACAUUGACAUUGACCUGAUUGACAAGCGCUGCUUCCUGCUCAUCCAACUGCUGUGCCACCUGUGUGCCAUGAGCUCCUCCUGCUGUAACCCUUUCCUGUACGCCUGGCUGCAUGACCGCUUUCGCGCCGAACUGCGCAAGAUGUUCACCUGCCACCGCCGCAUCGGCAUCCCUGCCAACAACUGUGCCACAAACAGCGUGGUGCUGUGAACCACUUCAUCCCACGCUCCCACCUUUCACUGGAUGUGUUCAGAGAAUGUCCUGAGGUAUUUGGUCUUGAAACUAGAUUUUGUCAGGUUUUGCGCAAGUACUGCAUAAGAUAAGACUGUCAAAUGAUUACAUUAAUUCUACAAUUAAGCUUGAAGAAUAUUUUGUGAAUAGCACAUUGUUGUGUAUAUUAUGUAUAUUUCUACAUGAUUAAGUGGUUGUUCGGUGCAAUAAACUAUG